This is a messenger RNA of Iphiclides podalirius (scarce swallowtail), 207 nucleotides long. The record is from the annotation of a GenBank genome assembly. NCBI's taxonomy places the organism in Eukaryota, Metazoa, Arthropoda, Insecta, Lepidoptera, Papilionidae.
AUGGGCGAUGCCAGCAAGGAAGUCGUUAUGCUUUUCGACCCGUUGUCCAAGAAGCACUUGGAAGAAUUGGAACUCAUCAGAGAGGUCACUAAAGAGCUACAGAAGAAAAAAAAUGAGGAUUUAAAAAAAGCCUCAGCGCAAGCCGCCGCAGAUGUAGCAGCAGCCGAAGUAAAACCAGUCGAAGAUGCUGAACCUAAAGACACCAAA